AUGUCGGACGCUAGAUUACGUCGUGUGCAGAAGGAGAUCAAGGACUGUGCGAAAGAUAAGACGAGUAAUAUAUCCAUUGACAUGAUCGACGAAUCACCUUUCCACCUCAUCGGAGCAUUCCCAGGACCACCUGACACGCCCUACGAAGGAGGAUAUUACGAAGUAGACAUAGUGAUUCCUGAUGCGUACCCUUUCCAGCCGGUGAAGAUGAAAUUCAUAACGAAAGUGUAUCACCCCAACGUCUCAUCAGCUAGUGGAGCGAUCUGUCUCGACAUUCUCAAAGAUGCUUGGUCACCAGUUCUCACCCUCAAAUCCACCUUGAUCUCACUGCAAUCCCUCCUCUGCGAACCUGUACCAAAUGAUCCACAAGAUGCUGAAGUUGCCAAACAUUAUCUGGCAGAUCGUAAUUCCUUCAACGCCACUGCCAAACACUGGGCACAAGCCUAUGCACAAGCUCCAGCACAUAAGAAAAAGAACGAACCUGGAAAAGUAGCUACGGAUGCUGAGUUGGCCGGAUUAUCAGAAGAGAACGUUAUCGGGUUUACGGAUAUGGGUUUCUCAAGGGAUCAGGUGAUAUCGAUACUUAAGAAACUGAAUUAUAGAGGAAACAACGUCAACCCUCAAUCGUAUAAUGCUGUUCUCGAAGAAUUGCUGAAAUGA
Kwoniella botswanensis is the source of this 660-nucleotide messenger RNA. RefSeq lists its product as uncharacterized. The transcript is spliced from 13 exons. The record is from RefSeq and is a predicted model, not a curated record. The coding region runs from base 1 to 660 and encodes 219 amino acids. Gene Ontology annotation, molecular function: protein binding. Lineage: Eukaryota; Fungi; Basidiomycota; Tremellomycetes; Tremellales; Cryptococcaceae.